Messenger RNA from Peromyscus eremicus (cactus mouse), 1769 nucleotides. RefSeq names its product queuine tRNA-ribosyltransferase accessory subunit 2 (gene Qtrt2). The record is from RefSeq and is a predicted model, not a curated record. Gene Ontology annotation, molecular function: tRNA-guanosine(34) queuine transglycosylase activity. Bases 154 to 1401 code for a protein of 415 amino acids. The transcript has 9 exons. Lineage: Eukaryota; Metazoa; Chordata; Mammalia; Rodentia; Cricetidae.
GCUCAGAGUCUCACCAGUGAGAUUGCCGGACGUACACACAUCAGAGAGAGAAAAGGACCUCGUUUUUCCCCGGCCCCUGCCCGAGGGUGAGCUGUUCAGCCGGAAGUUUUUCUGAAUUUACCAGGUACUUAGAACCUGGAAGAAUCCCUAGCGAUGAAGCUGAGUCUCAUCAAAGUCGUUAAUGGCUGUCGUCUAGGAACAAUUCAGAACCUGGGCAAGGCAGGCGACUGCACGGUGGACAUCCCGGGCUGUCUUCUCUACACCAGGACGGGCUCUGCCCCACACCUGACGCAUCACACACUGCAUAAUAUCCAUGGGGUCCCAGCCAUGGCCCAGCUCACACUGUCAACCUUGGCAGAACAUCAUGAAGUCUUGGCAGAGUAUAAGAAAGGAGUUGGGAGCUUUAUAGGCAUGCCAGAAUCCCUCUUCUACUGCUCCCUGCACGAUCCAGUCAGCCCCGGCCCUGCUGGUUAUGUGACAAAUAAGUCUGUGUCCGUGUGGGGUUUUGGAGGUCGCGUGGAAAUGACUGUUUCCAAGUUCAUGGCGAUUCAGGAGGCCCUGCAGCCAGACUGGUUCCAGUGCCUCUCAGAUGGGGAGGCAUCGUGUGCAGAAGCAACUUCCAUAAAAAGGGCCAGGAAGUCUGUGGAUCGGUCACUUCAGUUCCUGGACAGCUGUUUGCGACUACAGGAAGAGUCUGAGGUCCUUCAGAAAAGUGUGGUCAUUGGAGUGAUUGAAGGUGGAGAUGUGAUGGAAGAGAGGUUGAGGUCGGCACGAGAGACAGCCAAGCGGCCCGUGGGGGGCUUCCUUCUGGACGGCUUUCAAGGGAACCCCACGGUCCCAGAAACCAGGCUGCACUUGCUGUCGUCGGUCACCACAGAGCUGCCCGAGGACAAACCAAGGCUCAUCUGCGGGGUCAGCCGGCCGGAUGAAGUGCUCGAGUGUGUUGAAAGAGGAGUGGACUUAUUUGAGAGUUUUUUCCCCUAUCAAGUGACCGAGCGGGGCUGUGCCCUGACUUUCACCUUUGAUUGCCAGCUGAAUCCUGAAGAGACAUUAUUGCAACAAAAUGGAAUCCAAGAAGAAAUAAAAUGCUCGGAUCAAAUAAAGAAAACCGAAGCAACUGGGUGCAACCAAGAAAUGACAUCAUUGGAAAUUAAUCUGAAGGAGAAAAAGUACCAGGAAGACUUUAGCCCGCUCCUGAGCGGGUGCUCCUGUUACUGCUGUAAGAAUCACACUCGCGCAUACAUCCACCAUCUGCUGGGGACCAACGAGCUCCUGGCCGGCGUCCUGCUUAUGAUGCACAACUUUGAACACUACUUCAAAUUUUUCUGCUCCAUCCGGGAAGCACUCAAAAGUGACACACUGCCACAGUUGAAAGAACUCAUCCGCAGACAAAUGUCUUGAGAACUGGAAAAUGCACACCUGCCUUGUCUCUGGAAACAGUGAAGAAGCAGAGAUCUGAGCUUUCAACCUUCGUGGUGGGAAUGAAGACAUCAGCCUCAAACGGUCCAUGGGAGUGUAGAGGAAGGUCUUCUGGAGAGUUCAGUGGACAACAUUGAUCAGAGUGAUUUGAACCGUGAUUUAAACUUCUUUCUAGGCUUAUUCCACUAGGAGAUAGAGAUUCAUUUAGUGAAGACAACUCGUUAGAUGGGAGAGAGACUUUUGAAAGGGUGACGAGCUUCUGAUGGCUGAGUGGAGAAGACUGUAUGAGUAGCUUGUCAUCUGAGGCACAGCCGUUGCCUGGAGAAGGAAUUCACUGAUUCCACCAACGG